Penicillium pulvis is the source of this 1278-nucleotide messenger RNA. RefSeq names its product peptide-N4-(N-acetyl-beta-glucosaminyl)asparagine amidase (gene png1). The coding region runs from base 1 to 1278 and encodes 425 amino acids. Gene Ontology annotation, biological process: protein deglycosylation; glycoprotein catabolic process; protein quality control for misfolded or incompletely synthesized proteins. Gene Ontology annotation, molecular function: peptide-N4-(N-acetyl-beta-glucosaminyl)asparagine amidase activity. Gene Ontology annotation, cellular component: cytosol; nucleus. The record is from RefSeq and is a predicted model, not a curated record. Lineage: Eukaryota; Fungi; Ascomycota; Eurotiomycetes; Eurotiales; Aspergillaceae. The transcript is spliced from 3 exons.
AUGGCGGACGGCAGACAGCAACGGGCGGCGUCCCAGCCUGCCUCGAACAACUACGAUGCUACUGCUCUCAGCCGCGAGUUUGAACAGUUGAUGCGCACAAAACGAUUUAACCAGCUACAAGAAUCUCGAUCCGUUUCUCGAUCGCCAGCGCCCGUGGCCAGCCCUUCCAUUCCACCGCCCUCUCGUGCUCCCCCGCCACCACCCUUCGGCGCUUCGCCGCACCCGUCUCAAGCACCGCCCACUCCGAAAUCGAAUGCGCUCAAGGGUCUUCCCAUCAUGCCCUCACCACCCCACGAUGCCGCCUCAUUGAAAUUCUUCAAUCUCUUGAAGGGUCUCUCCGUCACUCCCACCAAAUACGAGAACCCUGGUCUUCUCGAUGAAGCUCUCUGCAUCAUUCCACUCGAUCGCCUGUAUUCAGAGGCCGAGGAGGAAAGCCAGAUCAUGCAUGCCCAAGCCGCCAGCACCAAGGGAAAGCCGGAAUGGGGAUACCAGGAUUGUGUGAUCCGCGCAUUGCUAAGAUGGUUCAAGUCUUCUUUCUUCCAAUUCGGCAUGACUCCCCCCAGCCCCGAUGAGACCGCCCGUGGAGCCACCCGUGUGGAAUUGUACCGCUGCUCAGAAGCUACCUGCGGUGCUUAUGAACGAUUCCCUCGCUACUCCGAUGUCUGGCAAUUAUUGCAGACCCGCCGAGGCCGAGUUGGUGAAUGGGCCAAUUGCUUCAGCAUGUUGUGUCGCGCGGUUGGAGCUCGGGUUCGUUGGGUCUGGAACUCAGAGGAUCACGUCUGGACUGAGGUGUACUCGGAGCACCAGCGACGAUGGGUCCACGUGGAUGCCUGCGAGGGCGCCUGGGACCAACCCCGUCUGUACACUGAGGGAUGGAACCGCAAGAUUUCCUACUGUAUCGCCUUCUCCAUUGACGGAGCCACUGACGUGACCCGUCGCUAUGUUCGCAACUUCGCUAAGAACGGUAGCCCUCGCGUCCGCACUUCCGAGGAAGUUGUUCUCUGGUCGAUUCAUGAAAUCCGACGCAAGCGCCGCGAGAACAUGUCCAGUGCUGACCAGGCUCGCCUGAUGAAGGAGGAUGAGCGUGAAGAGCGAGAGCUCCGUGCCUACACUGCCUCCGCUCUGGCGGCUGAGAUCAACAACCUCCUCCCCCGCAGCGCGACUGCCCGGGCUCACGAGCAGAAGCACGCCGAUGCUCUCCAAGAGGCUUCCACCGAAUGGCUCGCGGCUCACGGCCACGGCCACUCGGGACCUGACCGUUCGCCCGGUGGGAGGUAA